This is a messenger RNA of Ilex paraguariensis (yerba mate), 1507 nucleotides long. NCBI's taxonomy places the organism in Eukaryota, Viridiplantae, Streptophyta, Magnoliopsida, Aquifoliales, Aquifoliaceae. The record is from the annotation of a GenBank genome assembly.
AGAGAGAGAGACAGAGAGAGAGUUGUAGUGAGAGAAACUGAGAAACCGUGAGGUAAAGCCAAGGAUCCGAGUAUAAUCCAUGGAAGAUCUGAGAUUAGUUAUAUCAUGGUGUUGAUGUCGUUAAGUUGAGGUCACCGUAUUGGGAAAUUUGGAGAGCAAUUUAUGCACAGAUACUGGAGAGACCAUACAUAGAAACAUUCUGGUGGAUGCGGUUGUAGUUGUACUGGAGUAAAUGUCAUUCCGCAGCUUAGCUCAAGAUUUAAGGAACGGUAUUGGGAGCUUAUCAAGGCGAAGUUUUGAGGUGAGAUUGCCUGGUAAUCACAGAGGGAAAUCACACAGUGCAGUCCAUGAGUUACAUGACCAGCCUCAGGUCGUCCAGAAUAGUUGUUGGGCUAGUCUUCCGCCUGAGCUGCUCCGUGAUGUGAUUAAGAGGUUGGAGGCCAGUGAGGAUGCGUGGCCGGCUCGCAAGCAUGUUGUUGCCUGUGCUGAUGUUUGUCGGUCAUGGAGGGAAAUGUGCAAGGAAAUUGUAAAAACCCCAGAAUUUUCUGGGAAGCUUACCUUUCCAGUCUCCCUGAAGCAGCCAGGGUCUCGGGAUGGAACCAUCCAAUGUUUUAUAAAGAGAGACAAAGCUAAUUUGACUUACCAUCUUUUCCUUUGCCUUAGCCCUGCACUGCUUGUUGAAAAUGGAAAAUUUCUUCUUUCUGCAAAACGGAAAUGGAGAACAACUUGUACAGAGUAUGUGAUCUCGAUGGAUGCAGAUAACAUAUCAAGAUCGAGCAGCACUUACAUUGGAAAAUUGAGGUCCAACUUCCUGGGCUCAAAGUUUAUAAUUUAUGAUACACAACCUCCAUACAACAGUGCUCAUCUUUCCCCUCCUGGUCGUACAAGUCGUAGAUUCUACUCUAGAAAAGUUUCUCCAAAAGUGCCUACUGGGAGCUACAAUAUUGCUCAGGUCACUUUUGAGCUGAAUGUACUAGGCACAAGAGGGCCACGGAGGAUGAACUGCAUUAUGCACUCAAUUCCCGCCUCGGCCCUUGAACCAGGUGGCACUGUCCCUGGUCAGCCCAAGGUCCUUCCCCAGUCCGUUGAAGACUCAUUCAGGAGUAUCUCCUCAAGAUCAAUUGGUAACUCGACUGAGUUCAGUAGUGCCCGGUUUUCAGACAUUGUUGGCCUGCACGAGGAGGAAUACGAGGGAAAGGAAAGACCUUUGGUUCUUCAAAACAAGGCUCCAAGAUGGCAUGAGCAGUUGCAAUGUUGGUGCCUUAAUUUUAGGGGGAGGGUAACAGUAGCAUCUGUCAAAAAUUUCCAGCUGAUUGCUGCUACACAGCCUGCUUCUGGUGCACCAACCCCAGCACAGCCGGCCCAAUCUGAUCAUGAUAAGAUUAUUUUGCAGUUUGGUAAGGUUGGCAAGGAUUUGUUUACCAUGGAUUAUCGAUAUCCUUUAUCUGCAUUUCAGGCUUUUGCCAUCUGUUUGAGUAGCUUUGACACGAAAUUGGCAUGUGAAUAG